CAGGAGUCCUGGCUCCCACUCUGACGCUUUGCAGCAUUGACACACGAGAGGGGACCACGCAGAGACCUCCACACUCGUCUCCCUGGUGCCUAGCCGCCGAGGAGCUGCCCGAUCCCUGCUGCGGUGCCCAGAUUGGCUCCUUGCUGGCUGAGGCUGAGAAUCUAGGCUCAACCCUUCCUCCCGCCCCCAGCCCAGGCAGCCAGACCUGUCCCCACCUGCCUGGGUGUGGUCUGGGCCCUGCCCUACUUAACCAGCUGAGCCAGGGGAGGGCUGAACUGUGCUGCCUGUGCCUAGCUGUUCUGCCCUGGGGACCCACCACCCAGUUUCGGUUCCAGGAUGCAGCCAAUCACCACCGGCCUCCUGCUGCUCUUGGCAGCGGUGUUUCCUGUCCUGAAAGCUGAACACCCCAUGGAUCCAGCAAGCCCCUUCUAUUAUGACUGGCACCGCCUGCGACUCGGAGGGCUGAUCGCCGCUGGCAUUCUCUGUGCCCUGGGGAUCAUUGUGCUGCUCAGUGGAAAAUGCAAAUGCAAAUUUAACCGCAAAGCCAGCCGGCGGCCGAAUGAGCCCCUUCACCUCGUCACCCCCGGCACCGCCAGUAACUGCUGAACCACGAUGGUCCCGGUGCCAGGUCUCGCCCAGGGCGUUGGCUCCUUGCUGGGACGUCCCAUCCCCCCCUCCCCCGAUCUGGGGAAGCAGGAGGGGGAGAAGUUUUUUAACUGAACUUUCCACUCUGUGGAAUAAAAGUCUCCUGACCUUGAAA
This is a messenger RNA of Chrysemys picta bellii (western painted turtle), 760 nucleotides long. RefSeq names its product FXYD domain containing ion transport regulator 3 (gene FXYD3). Gene Ontology annotation, molecular function: sodium channel regulator activity. Gene Ontology annotation, cellular component: membrane. Lineage: Eukaryota; Metazoa; Chordata; Testudines; Emydidae. Gene Ontology annotation, biological process: regulation of sodium ion transmembrane transporter activity. The record is from RefSeq and is a predicted model, not a curated record.